Molecule: messenger RNA, 1191 nt
Organism: Cottoperca gobio
Lineage: Eukaryota; Metazoa; Chordata; Actinopteri; Perciformes; Bovichtidae
Gene: tpk2
Product: thiamin pyrophosphokinase 2
Exons: 8
Coding region: 187-1089 (300 amino acids)
Molecular function (GO): 8-oxo-dGDP phosphatase activity
Source: RefSeq, a predicted model, not a curated record
UGGUGACGUACCAGGAAGUCCACCGUAGACCGGAUCGUCUCAUUUCGUUCAGCCUUCGCGGUAUACGGAAGACCCGGCCUCUAAAGACCGCGAAGGCUGAGCCCCUGAAUUGAGACACAGCUAUCGACUCAAACACAUUUACUGUAGUGGUGCUUGAAAGGUGGUUUCUUUUUGACAUAUUGGAACAUGGCUAACUCUGCCUGGACAGAAAAAAUACUCCAACUCCUCCGCCGAAUGAAUAACUUUUAUUUACUAGGCUCCUCUCGUGCUAACUGCUUUAGGUUUGAGAUAAACGAAGCACAAGUCGGUUGGAUUCCUCCUCGCGUUGCUUCACUGUUGACACAGUUUCCAGAGGUGUUCAGUCCGCCGCACGGUGGCGCUGUGUCACUACAUCACAGCCUCGACUCAUACGGGAAGAAAUCUGAGGCUGUGGACGCUGUCUUGCAAACAAUGAGACAAGAGCGCUCCCUAAACUGCCUUAAAGGAUGGAGGGAUGAGAAGUACAGUGUGAUGUCCAAAUUCUCUGAUCCUCCUUUGAUGUGGAUGGAAAGAGCAGCUACAAGUCUUUUUGGUGUGAGGCGGAAUGGAGUCCAUAUCAAUGGCUACACUGUCAGUGACGGUGGGGAAGUCAGCAUGUGGCUGGCACGUCGCUCCCCUACUAAGCAGACGUACCCUGGACUACUGGACAAUAUGGCAGCAGGUGGUCUGGCUGCUGGUGUUGACAUCAGACACACUAUGGUCAAAGAAUGUCUGGAGGAAGCAUGUAUCCCAGCAGCCAUUGCUGAGAAGGCUCGUCCUGUAACUACAGUAAGCUACACCUACGAGGUUGAAGACGGGGUGUGUGCAGAAAGUCAGUUUGUCUUUGAUUUGAAACUUCCUCUGGGGUUCAAGCCCAGAGUAGGGGAUGGAGAGGUUCAGGAGUUCUACCUGCUGCCAAUAGAGAAAGUGAAGGAACUGCUGGCCACUGAAGACUUCAAACCCAACUGUGCCAUGGUGGUGUUGGACUUCCUCAUUCGACACUCGUUUAUUGAUCCAGACACAGAGCCAUGCUAUCAGGAACUUGUGGCAGGACUCCAUCAGACAAUAUAGAGUGGAGCUGACUGAGCCCGUCGUCAGAGGCCGAGACACGGACAUUGUUUAACAUUUAUUCCAAGAGCGCAUAUUAAUAAUAAAAACCUGUUUCUAAAUGUG